AUGAGAAUACCGGAAGAGUAUUGGGUGGAAUUUACGGUGUAUAAGAUGGAUGGUCAAGCAAGUACUUGGUGGAAGCAAGUAAAAAUAAGACUUAAUGUUGCGGAAAUGAAUUGGGAACAGUUUGAGGUUCUCUUUAAUGAACAAUACUUCCCUCAGAGCUAUAGGGAUGAGAAGGUAAUGGAGUUUAUGUCCUUGCUUCAAGGUGAUAUGUCGGUGAGGGAGUAUGAGGCAAAAUUUAAUGACUUGUCCCGCUUUAUGCCAUCUCUUGUAGAGUCUGAGCAUUUGAAAUGCCUGAAAUUUGAGAAAGGUCUCAAGAAUUCUCAAAGCAAGGAAGCAGUUGGUCGAGUUUCUUCUUCUGGUGGACCCUUUGCUUCAGGCGGGCCACAACGGAGUGGUAGAAGAAACCGCAAUCAGGGACAGAUUAGCGGGAAAAUGAUCAGUGGUGGCAGUAGUUCAUCGGGAAGUGACAGGAGUGGUCCCUACAACCCCAAAUGUCAUUAUUGUGGGCAGAUUGUCCACAUUAGAAGGAAUUGCCCAAAUUGGAAUCAGCCGCUGACUCAGCAAUCUUAG
Molecule: messenger RNA, 570 nt
Organism: Morus notabilis
Lineage: Eukaryota; Viridiplantae; Streptophyta; Magnoliopsida; Rosales; Moraceae
Exons: 2
Coding region: 1-570 (189 amino acids)
Molecular function (GO): nucleic acid binding; zinc ion binding
Source: RefSeq, a predicted model, not a curated record